Ornithodoros turicata is the source of this 4471-nucleotide messenger RNA. RefSeq names its product SUN domain-containing protein 2-like. The coding region runs from base 130 to 2508 and encodes 792 amino acids. The transcript has 18 exons. Gene Ontology annotation, cellular component: nuclear envelope; meiotic nuclear membrane microtubule tethering complex. NCBI's taxonomy places the organism in Eukaryota, Metazoa, Arthropoda, Arachnida, Ixodida, Argasidae. The record is from RefSeq and is a predicted model, not a curated record. Gene Ontology annotation, molecular function: protein-membrane adaptor activity.
ACUUCCUUCUCACUAACGUUACACGCAUGCUUGUUUUGUUUACAUUUUUUCCCUUGCCACAUGCUUACCUCCAGCGAUGUCGGCUGAGGCGUCCCAACGCCCAGGUGAUGCCAGAUUUGACAUUCGGUGAUGCGUUCUAUCGAAAUGGGUUCCACCAAGGAUGAUUCCGGAAACUGCAUGGUGCUUCGAAGUGGCUACGAGAAGCGUUUUGUGGAAGAGACGGAACAGACGACAGAUUUGAGCAGAAGGGCAACGUCGUCGAGGUUGUCUGGAAAACUUUCCUCACGUUAUAUCAGUGGAGUUACGCACCUUUUCGAUCAGCAUGAGCUGGACCGUCGAUAUGAUGGGCGUCUCUCGCAGUUUACGCCGGAUUUGACUUCAACGCCUUUACGUUUUGCAUCUGAGACAAACUUUCUUUCGCGUGAGAGCUGUUCUGCGGCGUUUGGGAGUAUUCUGAACACCGGCGAAAGUGCACGAUCCAGUGUGACGAACAAGAGGGUGCACUUUGAACUCAAUGGUUCCUCCUGCAAGACAGAACAAAAUGAUGUUGCUUCUGUACGCUCCUAUUCCUUGCAAGGGGAGGUGAAAAGAAAUGGUACAAGCUGGAAUGGGUACAUAGGAUCCCAGCAGCUAUCCUCAGAGCAGCUUCUCACUCCAUUUACAAAAUUGAGACCAGAAGCUUCCAAGAAACAGGACAUGUUUUCAUCUGACGAGGAAGAUGUAACCGCCGACACCACAGGGGUUUCAAGUGAGAGUAAUGCGAGUUGUCGACCAGUGUACAUAAUCAGGGAUGCAGCAUCAUUUGCGAGGUUGUCUAGCAGGGAGCAUGCUGCCGGGACACGCCGGGACACGGGAUCUGGCAGGACGUCAUCGGAACAUGCCCGUUCGUGGCAGGUGGCCCCUUCCACUUCAAAUUCUAUCACAACUGUUGUGUCUGCAGUGUCCUUCUUUGUGUGGGGUACGGUCUAUAAAUUCAUUUGCUCUGUUCUGCUUUUUGAUGCUUGGCUGCUUUCAAGGUUCACAGAGAAGCAGAGACGACGGCUUGGUCUUCUUUUACUUCUCUUCCUCCUGCCAGUCGUGUUCUGGCCAUGUAUUUCACAGAAAGAGUCUUCAUUGUCUCCCAUUGCUUCAGCAGCCUCUGGAGCUGCAACUUCUUUUUGGGACUCUAUAGGAAAGGCCUCAAGUACUUUGGGGAGCUCCCUGAUUGGGAUUUCAUCCUUAUUUCGUGCACCGUCCCUUUCCCUGCCGUCGUGGCAUUCCACGGAUGACGUGGCUCCGAAAAUGGCAGCACAUACGGAGGAAGCGACGCUCCCGCAAGGCCAGUUAGGAGACGAAGAGCUGAGGAAUGUUGUGCGCGCAAUUGUUGCAGAACAGCUACGGAAGUGGGAAUCUGGCAAGAACUUUGUGUCACGUGAUCAGGUGGAGCAAAUGAGCGCACAGGUUGAAGACACACUCAAGGGCAAGCUGGACAGCGCGGAGGAACGCAAUAGAGAUGUCGCAGCAGAUGUUGAUCAACUGAAGACUAAGGUGGAAGAGCUCGGCACAGCCAACGCCGAGUUACGGUUGGUAGGUGACACGCUGAAAAAAUGCUGCCGCGACAACAAGGAGGUGCUUUAUAACCUCGAUGCCAAAAUAGCAGCAGCAGUUUUAGAGGUACUGAACCAGCCGUCUGCCCUGACUUCGGAAACUGCUUUCCACCAGUGGAUUCUUGGUGAGCUGUCGACGCGUGACUCUCGCCUGAGCGUCGCCCUCGACGACCUACGUCACCAAGUGGCCGCCGCAGCUGCAAAGUCUCAACAAGCAGACAUAGCAUCGCAGGAGGCUAGUAGACUGGCCAGCGAGACAAAAGUGGCGGUCGCCAAUGUUCGUUCGCAAGUUGGAAGUCUCACUGGCACUAGGGAUUGUCCAGAAGGCGGAGGUGUCGGCAACAUUGACGUGAAGAGCGUCGUCAGGGAAGCACUGAUGCUGUAUGACGCUGAUAAGACUGCAAUGCCUGAUUAUGCGCUGGAGAGCGCAGGUGGCAGUGUGGUAAAUACACGUUGCACAGAAACAUACGGCCGUGGCACCGCGCACUAUCAGGUCUUUGGAAUCCCCGUAUGGACAAUGACUCGAACACCUCGUGAGGCCAUCCAGCCCGGAGUGAGUCCAGGCGAGUGCUGGGCGUUCCGAGGUUCGCAGGGCAACCUUGUGCUUCAGCUGGCCAUGACCAUCCGCCCCACUGGUUUUACCGUGGAACACAUCCCGAGGUCUCUUGCCAUUGGUGGCAAUCUUGACAGUGCACCGAGGGAGUUCACAAUACUGGGUCUGGAGUCUGAUAAGGACUACCAAGGCAAGGUGCUGGGAAAAUACAUCUACAACAUCGAUGGCGACCCGCUGCAGUAUUUUGCAGUUCAGGAGUCGGACCCAGGCAGUUUCCAGUUUGUCGAGAUGCAGAUUACCAGCAACCACGGCAACCUGGAGUACACUUGCCUGUACAGGAUACGUGUCCACGGAGUGCCAUCGUCGUGAAGCACGUGCCCGAACGUUCUCGAGUGCCUUUCCCGCGUUUCUUCUUCUAGUUGCUGUUGUGUGGCAAAGGAGGACUGAAUUAGUUUCUGUGGCAUUCUAAGUUAUUAAGCAGAACCCGAUGCGAAAUGUUUAGUAGUACCUUCCAGUUUUGUUGCGAAAAUGAGCCUGGUUUGUUUGUACGUUGUAACCCUGUCGGACUGUGGAAUGUAUUCUCCGAGGGUGAACUUUGUCCUGCCUUCGGCCGAGGGCGGCUGAUGUGUGGGACGUCGUUGCCUUAUCUCAUCUGUGUCUUUCACUCAGGGGUGGGCGGGAAUAACCUCUUAAUAGCUUUAUCGUUUUUAUCCUUUUAUAGUUUAAUAUAAGUACGAUAUUUAACGCAAAAAAGAUAAACCUGGUAGUAUUUAAUUUUGAAUGCAUUAAAUAUUGUCGCACAAAUAGUGCUAUCGAACUGUGUCGAUAGAAAUAAGAGAUUGAUUGACAAUUUAUAUACUGAGCCUAAAUGAAUGGCGGCAACAAAUAGGAGUGUCGUCCAGCUUACACACCCUCGCUCCCGCUUAGAAGUGGGACAGCAGUGUUUGUAAGUGUACGAAGCUAUGUACCCGGUUUGUUUGUUCUGUUCACUCUUUUGAACUAACUUCGUUAAAAGAAAUUACUCUCUGGCAACCUAACCAGUAUCUGUAUGUGUAAUGUUCAGGACGUUUGCUAUAACUUUAUUUCCUGUUUGCCUAUAUCAAAUUUCAGAAACUAGUCUCAUAUUCAUUCAACAUGAAAGCUGCUCUUUGAGAAAGAAUUGUUAACUAGUUACUGGUUAACUGGUCAGUGAGUGACAACUUCUAUUUAAGUUGCUUCCCAACUUGCGACUGGUCCUGUUUUCUUUCUCUUUUUUUUUCUUGUUGCAACUUUAACCAGUGUCACAUUAUACCUUGUGCAAUUUGUUUUUGUUUGAAAGCCUUCUUGGCGAUACGAUUUCUAAGUUCAUGAUAGAGGGAGCUGCGCACAGUGUGUGUAGUGAUUGUAGCCAACCAGGUGCUGCGAGCCUUGGUAAAAUUCUGCACCUAGCUGCUAUUUGUGACGCAUGUUAUUGUUUGUGACACGGUCUUUCGAAAUUUUCCGGACCACACAGCACAGUUCCACAAGGUAAGGUCUUGUGUGAGCCCCCAUACAAUGUCUAUGACAAAACCAUGGUGGCUGAAGCACGGCCAGAAAUAUGUUGCUAUUUUUUACCAGUGGUACGGAUUCACGUGUUUGCAGAAUUCAACUCAUCUUUAGCUCUACAGAAUUUUUUGAAAGUUAGCAAUAUGUGGAUGGCUACAACACCCACUCUCUUUUGUGUGUUAUUUAAUAAUAAUCAUAGUAUUUUAUUUACCUUGCUUAGAUGUGCUAGAUGAAAUGUUGCUAUUGUUAAGUUCUUUGCAUAUCUUACUCUGUCUGGUGCACAAUUUAGCAGUUGAAUAUUUCUUGCAUUGCCACAUUCUACAUGUACACAUCUUGUGUCAUUCAAAGCUGGUAUCGAUGUCUUAUUCGUGGAGGACAAGAUAACAACCUGUUCAUUCCUAGAGGACAGUCCUUAUUUAUACAGAAGCACAGCGAUGCUGGUAAAUGUGUGUGAUACCAUAUGUGUAAAUAAUUCACGUCAACCAUCACCUCUUCACCAUCACAUCUCCAAGCAGUCAAGUGCCUUUGGUUUUUUGCACUUAUAUGUAUGGAAAGUUCGAUUUUGCGACCAAGAACACUCAAGAUAUUGGGGGGGGAUCAAUACGUUUGUUUUCAGAAAGUUUUGAAGACAUCUUCGAAGCCAGAGUGCCUGUAAAACGUUUGUUUCUGUAGAUUUUUUGUUAAAGCCAAAGUUUUUCAACUCUGUGUUAGGUCAUGUUGAGUUGCUUGCUUUAGCCACAGAGUUAGGCCAUGUAGUACAUGGUUGUGGUAUGUGAAUAAAGCAAUAAAGAAAGCGUUCUGUUCAAAA